UCGAUGUUCCCCGUCGGAAAAGCUGCCCCGGUAAAGAGGGGUCGCCUCUGCCCAACUAGGACCGACACGCUCUUGCCGGGGUGCCCCAGGCAGUCCUGCCUGCUCUGCUUGGCCCCACGAGCUUAAGGCAGCGUCGCUCCGGCUAGGACGGUGGCGUGUACAACGCGGAGGAUCGCGCUCAACUCCUGCUCUCAUGGGGGAAUAUAUCUCCCCACUUACGCACGAUUGCGCAGUCAGAGCAUGCGGGCUGGAGUUCCCUUUUAGCAGGGAAAGCACGUGCGACGAUGAACUGUCGAACCCCGUUUGCGCCGAAGCGCUUGCCGACACGCCCCCUCUCUGGCUCCUUUGAAAGGCCACGAGGAUUUCCCCAUCAUCUCUCCUCUUCCUGUUGGCUCUGCGUUGCUGCCGCACGGGGGACCUUUCCCUUUAGUCCCGGAAUGUAUUUCAGCCCGUUUGCAGCGAAACGCUUUCUUUGCCUGCUGUCUCCUCUUACGCCUAUGGAUCGGUUGAUUAGGGUGAAAUAAAAGAGGCUUCCAAGGCGGAGUGUGGCCACAGGAACAGCAAGUGACUAUUUGUCUUGGAGUACGAUGCCCACGGAUGAUGCCCCCUCAACCUUAGUGAAAGUGCUCCACCUGGUUUUCCUUUCAACUUUCUGGGGAAUGCAGAUAUGGGUCACUUUUAUAUCCAGUUUUGUGAUGGAAAAUAAUCUCUCACGACACACAUUCAGAUUCAUUCAAAGUUUCCUCUUUCCUUAUUACUUGCACAUCGGUUCUGCUUGCGCUUUCAUCAACCUGACAAUAUUUGCCAUGUGUCAUCCCAGCGAACUUCUCAAUGAGGAAGAAACCAUGCAGAUUACAGUCUUUUUCAUUUGCGUCAUAGCUGCUGCUCUAAAUGCUCAGUGGUUUGGGCAAGUGACUUCGGACAUUAUGGCUGAAAUGCAUCUGAUUGAGCAAAGCUAUGGCUUCGGAGGGGCUGUUGGGUUGUUCUCAAAUAGAUCCCUCAUCCGGUUGCGUCGACUGGAUUCUAAUUACAAGGAUCUGACCAACAGACUGAGCAUCUACCAUGGCUUUUCCUCCCUUUGCAACCUGUGCUGCAUUGCAUGCAAUGCCUUGAGUCUUUACUAUAUGGCUGCUCACCUGUCAGCACUAUAAUCACAAGGACAACUAACCCAAAGCUCAGGCUUCGCAUGGGCAUGUUUGUGAAUAUAUGGGCUACAGUGGCUUAAGCCAUGUUAUGAACUGCUAUAGAGCACACUUCACAGAAGAGUCACAGGCUGUUGAGUCACCAUUUUUCCAAUUUUGUAUGCUGCAAAAUCUCUUGAGCAACUGUGGGAUUUAGUAGUCAGUGCCCUAACUGAACUUUAAUACAAGUCUGAGCUCCUGGUUGAUCAAUAAGAAAGUUCAGAGAGGCUGAAGUACCUAAAACAAUUUAAAACCACCAAGAUAUUAAUUUUAAGUACCAUUCUUGGUUUUUUAAAACUUCCUUGAUCAGGGUGGGUCGUACAUCUUCCCUCCCAACCCUGCUUUCACAGUCUAUAGUCUCAGUUCUGGGAGGAACUCAACUAAUACUGCAAAAACGAUCAAGUCUAAAUAUCUACUGAUCACAUAGAACAUUUCAAAAACAAGCUAUGCAGAAAUACAGUGAUGGUAUUUGUACAAUGUAAGGACUAUUUGAUACACUGCUUUCAUGCUCAAAUGGGGCCCAGUACCUCUUUCAGCCCAAAGGUCAAAUUUCAUUUUGGAAUUGCAUCCCAGUGGUGGUUGGGGCAGAAAGGGUGGGGUCAAAAUAUUUAUUUUAGCUUAAUACUCUUAAUGCAGGUAACCAAGACUUAAAAGAUGUUUUCCAGCCUUUUAGAGUAGGUGAGCAGAGGUGUGCUGUACAAAAAGCAGGAAACCACCAAAUGGUUGGUGGCUGGGAAAAGGACAUGUGGCUGUCUGGGAAAUGCCAGAGGAUGAGCUUGGGGUCCAUGGUGACCUGGGCUGGGCCCAGAGACCUGCUAUUUUCCACCCAUGUAACUAGCAGGGAGGGCAAAGAUCCUGAAGCCACAAAGUGAAGCAGUUGGGUAGAUGUGAGAAAUGCACUUCUUCCAGAAAUUAAAUCUUACUGUAGAAUAUAUAAAAUGUGUUGGACUGCAUCUUCUGUUUAGUCUAGUCUAGUCCCCUGCUCCCCCCCCCCCCCCGUAGGCUAGUUUGAUCUUAGUACAGCAAAAAAACAGUAAAACUGCAAAGUUCUCAACAAAGAGCUCCACAUUCUUUUGUUGAAGAACACAAGACAGUAGUGAAUAAGCUAUAGCAGUGCUGUAAUCUCUGUUGCUGUGAGCAAGCAGACAAUCUUAUCUGUUGAUCCACAUGACUACUGGAUAACAGCAGGCAGGCGGACUAGAACUCAUACAUUCCAGUCCAGCUGCACCAGUGGAUACAAGUAGAGCAGAUACACCUUAAAUCUCUCAUAUGAUGAAUUAAUGGCAUGUACUAUUAUGUUAAAAUUCACUGUCCCAUUUGGUCUCAAAAGUGGAAGCCCUGUGUACAAUUCAAAUGAUUUAUGGCAACUUC
Messenger RNA from Varanus komodoensis (Komodo dragon), 2552 nucleotides. RefSeq names its product transmembrane protein 205-like. The coding region runs from base 588 to 1151 and encodes 187 amino acids. The transcript has 4 exons. Lineage: Eukaryota; Metazoa; Chordata; Lepidosauria; Squamata; Varanidae. The record is from RefSeq and is a predicted model, not a curated record.